Molecule: messenger RNA, 1664 nt
Organism: Vitrella brassicaformis
Lineage: Eukaryota; Vitrellaceae
Source: the annotation of a GenBank genome assembly
CGGUCGCUUAUGACUGCAGGUCAUACGGCGAGGACAAGAGGCGCCCGGCCGGACGCACAUCGGCAUGUUUGUGUCGUCGCGUCCACUCAUCGGUUCGAAGGCCGCGCCGGUCGUCUGCACGUGUGGCGUGUAUGAAGAGGAGUACCACUCCCAUGGCGAGAAGGCACCAAAGAUACUCAGAUGCGGUCAGCGAAUGUCUGUGUGUGGGGGGCCUUCGUGUGGGGCAACCUUGACGGGCUUGAUGAUGGUUUGUUUCUUUGUUGGUUCUCAGGUCACUCGUCCUGUUCGAAGGUGAGGGAAAACACCGCCGCUCAGCCCCUCCCUCUCUGUUCCUCAGUGUGUAUAUAUUCGUCUCACUCUGUGUCUCCUGUAUCCAUCUGAUUUCAGUGUAUUGGCAAACUGACACGGCCCAAUGCGCAGGGCGAAAGGGCGGUCAUCUGCCCCACAUGCAGGUAAGCAGACACUGCACAGCAGCCGAUCACAUGUACGGCGGCAUUUAAUUGUUUGUCUGUCUAUCAGAGUCGAAACGAUAAAGGUGGACGUUCGCAGCAACUAUAUGGGUCGAGAUGCGGUCGCCCAGCAGUGGGAGGCCAGGGACGAUCUCGUCAUGAGAAUCAACACGUAUGUAAGACAGAAGCGGAGGGAGACGGUAUACUGCGUAGCAAAAGCGUGGUAAUAAGAGGGUUAUGAGUGUUCAUUACUCUCUUCUUCUGUAUUGUUUAAUCGGCUGCAGUGUGGAGCGCAAUGUCGGCGACCUGGCGGUCACGGCAUCCUGAUCGCAAUGCCUUCUCACUCCCCUGGUAUGCAAAGAGAGAUCAUCCACACAGCAAGCUGAAAAGUACUCUAUCAUGUGCUCGUGCGUACCGUCUUUGCAGCCGCGUGUACCGAAGACUCCGCCUGUGGGCAGCUCCCUUCGUUUGUGGGAGUAUGAAGGUUUCUGUCUUCUGCUCGGUGACCGCCAGAAGAAACUGGAAUCGCUCUAUCGGUAGGCAAACAGAUCAUGUAUCCCUCACUCAUGUCUCUUUAGUUGUGUCUCUCUCUGGGUUUUCUAUGUCAUUCCAUGCAGUGCAUCAGUGCAUGGUUCAGCGUAUAGAGAUCUGCUCAGGUUGGUCGGCAACAAGAUCAAUCUCAUCGUGCUGAUCCGCAAGGACCGAUAUGUCUUCGGCGCUUACACGAGUAAAGGACUGCAGCCGCCGGCCGAUGCGACCGGCUCCAAUUUGUAUCGCUGCAAUGUGUGGCCCUACUCGAUGAUCGGGCACUUCGGCAAAGUCACCAAGAUUUUCAUUCCACGAAAGCACCAAUUGGUGUAUGUGGACGGCCAGUCGGGGGCCGCGGGCGGCGUCGCGCACAUCAAGAUCGGCGACUACGUGGCCGAUCACUUCCUGUGGCUGGGCUAUGACGGGCAGGGCAAUGGAGCUGCUGCCGAUAUCCGCAGCUGCGGGCAGCGCAGCGCCCGUCAGUAUGUGCCUGAUGGCUUUCGAGGGAAGAGGGACGAUAAGGGGAGGGCGCUGUUUGGGGGCAGUGAGUUGUUUGUGGCCGAUGAGCUGGAAAUUCUGCAUGCUUUUUAGUGGUGAAGUGGUGAAAUGGCUGCUCGCAUUUCUCAUUGACUGUUGUGCUGCUUGACAUGUCUCUUCUUUUUCUUGCCGACAUUGCAUUUCUGCGAU